Morone saxatilis (striped sea-bass) is the source of this 4288-nucleotide messenger RNA. It is a transcript of the gene cracr2b, whose product is annotated as calcium release activated channel regulator 2B. NCBI's taxonomy places the organism in Eukaryota, Metazoa, Chordata, Actinopteri, Moronidae. Gene Ontology annotation, cellular component: synaptic vesicle; trans-Golgi network transport vesicle; dendritic spine. Gene Ontology annotation, molecular function: calcium ion binding; GTP binding; GTPase activity. Gene Ontology annotation, biological process: protein localization to plasma membrane; protein secretion; neurotransmitter receptor transport to postsynaptic membrane. Bases 2146 to 4167 code for a protein of 673 amino acids. The record is from RefSeq and is a predicted model, not a curated record. The transcript is spliced from 17 exons.
CUCCUCUCGUUGCUGUGGUGUGUUAACAACCGAUAACUGCUGUGCUGUGUGGUUCUUGUUUAAUAAUAAAUAAAUGUGCAUGUCUUCACUCUCUUGGGUUUUGGUUCACCUCGGCUGCUCUACAAUUGGUCGCAUGUAACUGUCGAGCUGUUUCAUUCACGGCGUUGUUGCCUUGCUGAGUUUUAGUCAAACUUUUUCGCCACCGUCGCAAACAUUAAUCUGCAUUUCACUACCAUAUUGUGUGUUUCGAUGCGGUUUAAUCAUCAGAGCUGUCAGUGAGUGGGUUUUUUUUAAGCAACAUAUGUUCUUAGUGAACCCAGUGAGUGUGCUCUUAUGUUGACAUUUGUCACAGAAAGUGUGUUUGACUGACUGUUUUUGAAGCCUAAACAUGUUGUAAACUACUUAAUUAGGUGUAGUCACUUUCUCUGUAUGUGCUGAACUCCACCUUGCGCCACACACCGACCUUGCUAAAUAGUGUGUAAGGUGUGUAAGUCUAUUUGACCUUUGGUGUGGCUGUUGGCUUAUUGGGAGUCUAGUUUGACAUACAAAAUCCUUAACAUCUGAUGUGUACAUAAGCCUUUUUUUUAUAUCAGGAAUACCAGCCUAUCUCUAGUGGCAUAAAGAAGUUUUAAUCUCCGUAGAUCAUCAACAAGAUGCUUUACUUGUCAUUUUGAGUAAAUGUUUAUGUAUUGGUUUUAUGGCCUCAUAGAUAGCAGGGCUGGAGAGAUAGGAAGGAGAGAUUAUAUUUCAUUUAACAGUGAUGCAGGUUUCAAUUCAGUGUGUACCUAGCUUAAGAUGACCUCCAGAAAUAUCUUUCUUUACAUUUUCAAACAUUUAAAAUUAUAUUUAAAUGACACUGUUUAUGAUUUAUGUUGAUAUGUUUUUCCCGUGUAAGGGAAAUGCCAUCCAAUCAGCCAUAAAUCACUGUUUUAUGACUGUUCACGGAGACACUGACGCAUGUUUCCCUGUAGUUCCUAAGAGUAAAAUCUGUUUGCAGUUGUGGUAUUUCUGACAAUGCAAACAACUGCAAAUGUUUUAUUUGCAUCUCCUCUGCCCUGACAAUCUGCCCUCCCCUUAGAGUACACAUUAAAUCUUCUCACAUGACACCAUCCUGUUUUUUACCCUCUACACAUCCUGGUGCGCAGCCGUGCACUCGACUAGCAUUUAUAGAAGUUUACUGGAGUUUCUGUUUUCCCCUUCCUCGGACACAUUAACGUUUUUCAUAGAAAUAGAUAGAAAUAGAAAACAACAUGCCGUCAUGUUGGAUACCUCAACAAUCCUAUUGCGUGUAGACAUAUCUGACACCUGGUGACAGCAGCUGGAGAUAAUGUGUGCAGUCACAGCUUAGUUUGCUCUGCAUCUCAUGUUUGACAUGGGAGGACCUGUAUGUUCAGCUUCUCCCAAUAUCUCGCAGCAAGAAGUGAGAACAUCCAACAAGUGUCUUUUUUUAAUGCUUUCUGGGUCGUCAAGGAAGUAAAUGUCUCUGAUUACACAUUAAACUGAUGGUAUCUGAUGGAUUAGUAAAUAACUUUAGUUCUGUUGAAAUUAGAACUGCAACGAGUAGUCAGUCGAUUGAUUGAUUGGUCAGUUGUCAACUAUUAAAUUAAUCAGCAGGUAUUUUCAUAAUUAAUUAAUAGUUUUUAAUUCAUUUUCUAAGAUUUUUUUUUUUUCAAAUUCUCAGAUUUCAGCUCCUCAGGUGUGAAUAUUUUCUAGUUUAUUUUGUCCUCAAUGACAAUAAACUAAAUAUCUUUGGGUUGUGACAUUUAAGGACGUCACCUUGGGCAUUUUCUGACAUUUUACUGACCAAACAACUAAUAACUAAUCUAAUAAUCGAAAAAGUUAUUGACUAAUGAACUGCUAAUAAAAAAUGACCAGUAGUGCAGCCUAAGUAUUUCAUUUAGAGACUUGCGGCUACAGUCUGUGGUGACUUCUUUAAAUAUCUUUGGGGGGUUUUGACAUUCAGUUUACAAUGAUAUAGUUAACUCACUGAGAAGCCGUUAUCUCCACUAUUUCUGGUUGAAAGUGACUCAUUGAUUCAUUAAUUAUAAAAAUAGUUACAGAUUGUUUUUGUUGAUGAACUAGACGACAAAUCGUUUCAGCUCUGCUUCUCAUGUCUCCUGGACAAGGUGAAACAUUCAAUAUCAGAUGUCAAACUAUGAAGUCAGCCUGUGUUUAAUGAUAGACACCAGUUCUCUACUCAUCCCUGCAGUAAUGUCUAAGUGGCUGAAUGAUGGGGAAGUGCUGGUGGGUCAAGGCAGAGGUGAGGCCUUACCGGUGAGCCCCAAACCGCGGGCCCUACCAGCUGGGAGCCCCACGCCAACCCGGGGACGCAGUCAGCUGGCUUCACCCAGAGAGGUGGUGCCGGGCAGCCCUCAGGCAGAGACCAUGAGCAAGGCCAAGGAGCUGUUUGUGCUGUGUGACAAAGAGGGGAAAGGUUUCAUCACUAAGCGGGAUAUGCAGAGGCUCCAGGGGGAGUUGCCGCUUUCCCCUGAACAGCUGGAGACGGUGUUUGAGAGUCUGGACCGACGGAGCAACGGAUUCCUUACUCCCGUUGAGUUCAACACAGGACUUGGUGAGUUUGUGGGGCUGGAGGACACAACCGAGCUGAGUCAAGAUGAAGCAGAAGAGGAUAUGGACCGGACGUACUGGGCCCAAGACCCCACUGCAGUUCGAUUUGUAAACAUACUGAUGGAGCUGGGUGCUGACAAACUCUUCAAAGAUCAGCUGGAGUUAAGCUCUCUGUGGUGUGACCUCCAGCGAGACAGACCAGAGCUGGUCGACGCCCUCGAAGGCGUGCUGAUCCAAGCAGUGUCCCAUUUACAGGACUCCAUCAGAGAGAGAGAUAGUCUUGAACAAGCUCUACGCAGACGGGAGAGCGAACAUGAUCAGGUUAUUAGGUCCAUAUAUGAAGAAAUGGAAAGCCAAAUCCGAGAGGAGAGAGAGAAGCGCCUGGCUCAGGACAGUAUUAAACAGAAGCAGAGAGGGCGGAAACUUGAGGAGGAGCUAAAGAUUCGUGAGCAUGAGUUGGAGAAUACACUGAUCAAACAGAAAGAGCUGGAAACCAAAAUCCGGCAGCUGAGCUGUGAACAGGCAAACAUCAAGGAGCAGAACCAGCAGCUGCGGAGCCUCAACGCCCAGUUACAGGAGCAGGUGGAGAGCAGCAGAGAGCAGCUGCAGGCCGCUCUGGGUCAGCUCAGCCUGCUGCAGCACGACGCUACCCAGGAACAAGAGACCAGAAAGAGUAAUGUGAUGAAGGUUUCGAGGAACAUGCAGAAAGAGAAGAAUAGUCUCUUAAGACAACUGGAGCUUUUGAGGGAUAUGAACAAGAGGCUGCGCGAUGAGAAAGAUGCCCAACAGUCUCAGAAGAGGACUCCAAAUGUCACAAAGAGUUUGCAGAAGAAAGGGUCAGUCAUAGGUAACUACUUACUGCAAGACAAGCCACUGAAAAGACAGUGGAGCUCAUCUGAUGAGUUGGAGCAGGACAAAGUCAAAGAGGUGACAAAUUCAUCCAACAGGCAGCAACCGUCAUGUAGAGUCAGGUGUGAAAAUGUUGAACAGAUGCAAAAUCAGAGCAGAAUUGUCAGUCCUCAGCGAGUGUUCAAGGUGGUUUUCCUGGGUAACUCAGGAGUGGGUAAGACCUCCUUCAUCCAGCACUACAGCACAGGACACUUCUGCAGUAAUAUCAGCGCUACUGUCGGUAUAGAUUUCCAGAUGAAGACUUUAACGCUGGGCUCCACCACCAUCACCCUGCAGCUCUGGGACACUGCAGGACAGGAGAGGUUUCGCAGCAUCACUGAGCAGUACUACCGUAAGGCUGACAGUAUCCUCGUCAUGUAUGACCUAACUCACUCCCCCUCCUUCACCGCCGUGAGAGGAUGGAUGGACUCAGUGAAGGAGAAGAUGUGUGAAGGUGCGGUACUGAUGCUGCUGGCGAACAAGCUGGACCUGGUAGUCAACAGUCACAGCAGAAAAGUGACAACUGAGGAGGGUCAGAGACUAGCAGAGCAGCACCAAGCUUUGUUUUACGAGUGCAGCGCCAAAACUGGAUGUAACAUGGACGAGGUGAUGACUGAUCUGGCCGGGAUGUUAGUGUCCCAGCAUGAUCGACAAUGUGAAGAUGCACUUUUACUGACUGAGAACAUCGCUACAAGACGCUGCUGUACAUAAACAGAAAAAGAAAGAUAUUAGCUCCAUGGUUGACUGGAGUUAUGAGGGAUGUUGACUAGUCACUUUUUACUGAGUCAAGUUUACUGAACACUAUCUAAUGUUUUCCUAUGUUGUUAUGUAU